CUUAGUCAAUAUUUAUCGAGUGUUUCGUUGUCAUUCAGGCUAAUUUGCCAUUCGAAAUUUUGGUUACUGUGAAACGUAAUUAUUUAGUUUUAGUUUAGUCGUGGUGAGUUAAGGUAGCCACAUAGCUUUCAAAUGGCAGUAAAUUGUAAAUCAGAAGAACCACUUCAAGCAAGAGUGCAGGAAUGGUUAGAAUGGGAUCGCAAUCCAGAUACCAGGGCGGCAAUUUCAAAAUUGGUUGACGAAAAUAAUACAAAAGCAUUAACCCAGAAGUUACUCAGUAGAUUAUCCUUUGGUACUGCCGGACUUAGAGGUAAAAUGAGUGCAGGUUAUUCUUGCAUGAAUGAUUUAGUUAUAAUUCAAACUGGGCAAGGAUUCAUCAAAUACUUGGAGCAAUAUAAGAGUGACGUUCUCAAGGGAAACGGUAUUGUUGUUGGCUAUGAUGGAAGACAUAACAGUAAGAGAUGGGCGGAAUUAACUGCUACUAUAUUUGUAAGCGCCGGGUAUAAAGUGCGACUGUUUAGUGAUGUUAUUCCAACACCAUUCAUUCCAUUUGCAGUUAAAAAGUACGGGUGUGCCAGUGGUGUUAUGGUGACAGCAUCUCAUAAUCCGAAGGAUGAUAAUGGCUACAAGGUAGGAAUAUUAUUUUUCUAGUAUAUACAGACAAAA
Molecule: messenger RNA, 666 nt
Organism: Dendroctonus ponderosae (mountain pine beetle)
Lineage: Eukaryota; Metazoa; Arthropoda; Insecta; Coleoptera; Curculionidae
Product: probable phosphoglucomutase-2
Exons: 4
Coding region: 133-651 (172 amino acids)
Biological process (GO): purine ribonucleoside salvage; carbohydrate metabolic process
Molecular function (GO): phosphopentomutase activity; magnesium ion binding
Source: RefSeq, a predicted model, not a curated record